CAGAAGCUGUAUCUUGAAAACCUCCCAAACACAAGUAUUAUCAUCCCGUUCCAUAAUGAAGGCUGGUCCUCUCUGCUCAGAACCAUCCUCAGCAUCACCAACCGCACACCCGACCACCUGAUCGCAGAGAUCAUACUGGUAGACGACUACAGUGACAGAGAGCACCUGAGGGUGCAUCUGGAGGAGUACAUGUCCAGAUUUCCUAAGGUCCGUAUCGUGCGCACCAAGAAGCGAGAGGGUCUGAUCCGCACACGGCUGCUGGGAGCAUCGGUGGCUAGAGGAGAAGUCCUUACUUUCCUGGAUUCUCACUGUGAAGCCAACAUCAACUGGCUGCCGCCCCUGCUCGACCAGAUCGCACAGAACCCCAAAACCAUUGUGUGUCCCAUGAUAGACGUGAUUGACCAUAACCACUUUGGAUACGAGGCACAGGCGGGGGACGCCAUGAGGGGAGCCUUUGACUGGGAGAUGUACUAUAAACGCAUUCCCAUCCCAUCUGAACUACAAGGACCAGACCCCAGCGACCCAUACGAGUCUCCUGUGAUGGCCGGAGGCUUGUUUGCUGUAAACCGACAGUGGUUCUGGGAACUGGGAGGAUAUGACACAGGCCUUGAGAUCUGGGGUGGUGAGCAGUUUGAAAUAUCUUUCAAGGUGUGGAUGUGCGGAGGCGGCAUGUAUGAUGUACCUUGUUCGAGGGUGGGCCACAUCUACAGGAAGUACGUCCCCUACAAGGUGCCUUCAGGGACCAGCCUGGCAAGAAACCUGAAGCGAGUGGCAGAGACAUGGAUGGAUGAGUACACAGAGUACAUCUAUCAGCGCCGGCCCGAGUACCGCCACCUCUCCACCGGUGACCUGACCGCUCAGAAAGAGCUCCGCAAACACCUCAAAUGUAAAGACUUCAAAUGGUAUAUGAACACUGUGGCCUGGGACCUGCCCAAAUAUUACCCACCUGUGGAGCCACUGCCAGCUGCCUGGGGAGAGAUCCGUAAUGCAGCGUCUGGUUUGUGCAUCGACUCUAAACAUGGCUCCACGGGCACCGAGCUGCGUCUGGACACUUGUCUGAAAGAGGGCGCAGAGCGAACAUGGGCACACGAGCAGAUUUUCACAUUUGGCUGGAGAGAGGACAUCAGGCCUGGGGAUCCCCUACACACCAGAAAAUUCUGCUUCGAUGCUAUUAGUCAGAAUAGCCCCAUCACCCUGUAUGACUGCCAUGGUAUGAAAGGCAACCAGCACUGGAGCUACAGGAAGGAUAAGUCUUUGUACCACCUGGUGAGCAACGGUUGCAUGGACUGUAGCCUCGGCGAUAAGCGGAUUUUCAUGAACAAGUGCAACCCCGAGUCUGAAACACAACAGUGGAUCUUCCAGAAAGUCAACACUACCGUUCUGGACAAAUUCAACAGCGGCACCAGCUCAUAGGACCUGGGGUUGUGGUCGAGCCAGUCAGCUGGCUUCCACACAUACACACACCUCCCACAAUCCUUAACGUGGGCCUGGAUGUUGUUGCUGUCUGGCUCUGGGUUCCUCUCAAGGUUCUGCAGCAGACUGAGCAAGAGCAGGCUCUUGAAAGAGGAGACUAGAAACACAGAGAGACACAAGGCUGGUGGAAACGCAUCCACAAUGAGCACCUUGCUGGUCGAGGAGAAUACAAACAGCCUGGACUCUCU
Sinocyclocheilus rhinocerous is the source of this 1661-nucleotide messenger RNA. Its product is annotated as polypeptide N-acetylgalactosaminyltransferase-like 6. Gene Ontology annotation, cellular component: Golgi apparatus. Gene Ontology annotation, molecular function: polypeptide N-acetylgalactosaminyltransferase activity. The record is from RefSeq and is a predicted model, not a curated record. NCBI's taxonomy places the organism in Eukaryota, Metazoa, Chordata, Actinopteri, Cypriniformes, Cyprinidae. The coding region runs from base 190 to 1413 and encodes 407 amino acids. The transcript is spliced from 9 exons. Gene Ontology annotation, biological process: protein O-linked glycosylation.